AUUGUGUUGAAAUAGCCCGCCGAGUUCUUCUCCCCGCGAAAGCGGAUUUCGUGUUCUCGGUUGUUCCAGACAAGCCUUCAAAACAAGCCUUUUUGCCAACCGCUCCAAGCUCCAACCUUUUCCACGAUCCACCAAGAGCCUCUUUAUCUCGAAUCUCUUUUUGUCCCCUUUUGGAGCCAGCGCUCCACCAAUUUUUUGAAUCAUCUUGGAAAAAACCCUUUCCACUAAAAAAAAAAAAAUACCAACAACCAUGCCUCUCUUCUCACGCCACCCCGAGCCCGCCAGGGAGGAGGUCCCUCCCCCGCCGCCCCCGGCCGAGGAGCCCCGGCGCGGGCUGUUUGGGCGCUCCAGAAAGGGCUCCGCCACCCCCGGCAACCGGUCACCGCCGCCGCCCGCGGGCGCGGCGGUAACGCGGCGGCGGUCAACCGACAUGAGCGGAAGCAGCAGCGCCAGCUCCAGCGACGGCGGCUCCAACCCCAACGGGCGGCGGCGGCGGUCGCUGCUGCAGCGAACCUUUGGCAACGGGUCGUCGUUGUCCUCCUCUUCGUCAGCAGCAGCAGCAGUCGCGGACCCGUCGAUCCUGGCGGCGCGCGAGCGCGUCAUGAGCGCCGAGCGGGCCGAGCGCGAGGCCGACCGGGCCAUGGAGGUGGCGCGGCGCGAGGUGGCCGAGGCCAGGGGCGAGGUGCGCCGGCUCGAGGCGGAGCUGCGCGAGGAGGCGCGCCUGGCAAAGAUCAAGGCCGGGCACGCGCGCGAGGUGUCGCGGCGGGCCAAGCCGCUCGGGCGUAACCACGGGUUCUAAUCGGGUGAGGGCCGGGGUGUAGGAUAUGGUUUCUUUUUGCGCGUGUCAACCUCGCGAUCUGUGAUUUUGCCUGCUGUAAUUGCUUUCGCGGUUCGUCUCUUGUAGCGUUUGAUCGUGUUUAGUAUGGUGUGUGUAUACGUAACCUUGCCUUAUCCGUGCGACAAUGUAUAAUUACCAAGACCAUAAGGUCCAUAUUCUAUUCAAGUCAAGUGCAGGUAUCUAAA
Gaeumannomyces tritici R3-111a-1 is the source of this 1023-nucleotide messenger RNA. RefSeq lists its product as hypothetical. Bases 251 to 799 code for a protein of 182 amino acids. The transcript is spliced from 2 exons. Lineage: Eukaryota; Fungi; Ascomycota; Sordariomycetes; Magnaporthales; Magnaporthaceae. The record is from RefSeq and is a predicted model, not a curated record.